Acaulospora colombiana is the source of this 402-nucleotide messenger RNA. Lineage: Eukaryota; Fungi; Glomeromycota; Glomeromycetes; Diversisporales; Acaulosporaceae. The record is from the annotation of a GenBank genome assembly.
AUGGAAUACAUUUUCGGUGUCCAUACGUGGCGUUUAGGUUCCAGAAAGGUUACUUUUGUGUUGCCCGAGAGUAUUGCAAGUCAGGAAGCCUUCAGGAGACGUUCCACCCUCCGCCCGUCAACUAGUCUCGAGGCGCACAUAAUUGCACCCGGUAAACUGCCGGAAAACGGUUGCAUCAUACAAUGCCAACCUCUUACCUCUUAUCACCGUCUAUACUUGGCAUCUGAUAACUCGUCCGCACCAACUUGUAUAACCCCGAUAUCUCAUAGUUAUCUGGUUAUUUCCGUCACAUUAGGCUUUGGCCAAUCUGAAUCGGACGAAUACACACCAGCGCUUAGUCACUCAGCCGUUGACCGUAUCCUGGUCUCCAACCACCAUGUCGUUCACAAGAGUGUCGGCUAG